Molecule: messenger RNA, 2725 nt
Organism: Eupeodes corollae
Lineage: Eukaryota; Metazoa; Arthropoda; Insecta; Diptera; Syrphidae
Gene: Fbxo42
Product: F-box only protein 42
Exons: 3
Coding region: 202-2007 (601 amino acids)
Molecular function (GO): protein binding
Source: RefSeq, a predicted model, not a curated record
UCUGUCAAAACCCAAAACAGAAUACGAGGAUAUAAAGCAAGGAAAAGAAAAUUAUUAAAAAAAGACACCAAAAGAGAAGACAUAAAUUUCUAAUAUUUUUUUUAGUUUUAGUAAUAUCACAAAAUAAUACAUUUUAAGAAAAUAUUAAGUUCAAACAUCAAUACUACUUAUUCUAUAUCACACAAAUAGAACUACAUAAAUAUGGUUGAUAUCGAAGAACUGCCCGACGAAAUUAUUGAAUUCAUUUUCACUUACCUGCCGCCCUACGCCGAUCUUCAAGGAUGCCGUUUAGUAUGCAAACGAUGGAAUUCUAUCGUAAAAAAUGUUAUACGCCGUUCCAAAAUGAAUUUACAAAAAGGCUUAAACGACUUUCGUCUUUGCUGGGAGAUGUAUCGACCGAAAGAAGAAAUCUCAACAAUAGCUGGAAGAUUCUCGCAUUCAGCUGUCCUGCACGAAAAUUCAAUGUUUAUAUUUGGUGGUGGUUCCUCGUCUGACACAACAUUCAAUGAUUUAUGGAGAUUUGAUUUGUCGCAUACAAAAUGGGAGCGUCCAAUAUCAUUAGGCACCUAUCCGUCUCCUAAAGGCUCUGCUUCAAUGGUCUGCUACCAAAAUCAAUUAAUUUUAUUUGGUGGAUGGAGAUAUCCGUCACUCCAUCCACCAUAUCAGCCCUGGUGUUUAUUCGAUGAGUUGCACGUUUAUGAUCUUGAAAUGAACCGUUGGAUUCACGUUCGCGCACAACUUCCCACACCGCCACCAAUGGCCGGGCACUCAGCAAGUGUCCAUCGCCAUAGAAUGGUUGUUUUUGGGGGUUAUCAGAUAUCUGAAGGCGUUAAUAACAAUUCUAACGAUACCUGGUGCCUAAAUAUGAACUCGUUUACUUGGUCAAUACCGAAAAUUGUGGGUAAUACAAAGCCACCCCCGCGGUAUGGGCAGUUUCAAGUUAACUUGGAUGAGGAUCAUCUUCUGAUUGUUGGUGGCUGUGGCGGACCCAACAGUAUAUACACAGAUGCAUGGGUAUUGGACAUGUCGAAAGAGCAAUGGCAAUGGAAAUCUAUUCCAGUGAAAAAUAAAAAAUGGGGGGCCUCACACAUGUGGUGUAAUCCCGCUUGUAAGGUAGACUCUAAGUUAGUGGUGUUGGGACCAACGCCAAAUUUGCCAACAGAUUUUCAAAUGAUGAAGCAGACAAGAUCCCCUGCGGCGAUGAGAGGCCCUGGACAAUUUCCUGAAGUAAGAGGUGGCGGCGGCGGUGGAAUAAAUCAUUUAGAUAAUUUUAGGGUAGUGGAUGAUGUACGUUUAAAUCGACGAGGCAUUGGUAUGAACAAUAACUAUCAGAACAACAAUAAUAACAUACUACCGAGAAUGCAUGCACCGCCCGUUCCUGAGGAGAGAAACUAUAACCGACCACAAUUACGAGGUAAUAGAAAUGACAAUGAUGCUGCUCCGGCACCACCUGCUCCAAUUGUGGCUCAUGACAAAAAUCAUAAAGAUAUCGAGACCGCAAACCGCUUGCAAAGAAAUUUAGCUCUUCGAUGUCGAGAUCACGAACCUCGUUUACCGAAACGUUUUGACGAAUUGCAUGAGGAUCCUUUUCGCAUGGCUGCAUUUAACGUACAAAGUCGUGCGCGUAGUCUAUCAAAAGAUCAUCAUGAACGCAUUCGACGAAUGGAGGAAAAAAUGAAUGCCAUACGAAACUCUAGAAGAGCGUUAGUUGCCGAGCAAAAAAUAAAGGAACCUUCACCAAAGCGCGUUAAACGAAAUGUUCUUUCACUUUUUGUGUGCGAUCUCAAAAAUGCCCUAUCCGAAACUGAUCCGUUCUUACAAUGGAUUGAAUAUAAAAACUAUGGCAUUAUUCCUGGUGCUCCAGAACGUUUAAUACUGUCUUCAAUGGUGGCAGGAAAUGGUGAAUUAAUACUUUUCGGAGGAGUGCAUAAGGAAACCUUAUCAGAAAUAACUCACUCCGUUUCAAACUCUGUCCAUUUUUUGAGUGCUCCUAGGGAUAUUGUUUAGUUUAUAUUUAUGCUAAGUUUUUUUUCACGAUAGAAAUAUUUAAAUUGACAGAGAGAAUGUUAUUCAAUUUUAAUCGAAUAUAAAAAUAACAAUUUAAAAAAUGUUCCUUCAACUUAAUUAAUACAAAACUGCAAAAGCGAAUUUCUAGCAUCUGAGACGGUUAAUAUUUAUAUAAGUAAAUAUAUAAACAAUAAUUAUUAAAGCUCCCUCUUUUCAAAAUACACAAACUAAACUAAACUUAUUUUUUUAUUAUAUUAAUAGAAUCGUAUGUAAAUUCCUGUAAAAUGUAACUACUGAGUGUACAGUAGCAAAAAUCCUAAUGUAAAAUGUUGAUUAGUAUUACUCUGAAUAAUUCAACGCAUAUUUAUUUAUGUAAUGGUUUGUAGAACAACAAAUUUAUUUUUUGCUUCGGGUGGUGAAAAAUUGAUUGGUUGGUACUUUAAAAAAAAUUUCAAAUGUUUAUCCUUUAUUUAACAUCAAACUUUGGUAAAACUUAAGUAAACAAAAAUUGCUUUUCGGCAUUCAAAGUAUUUAAAAAUAUUCCAAACUUGUUCCGUGUAAUGGAAUUUACUUGUUAAAAAUAAUUUAUUAGAUUUAUUUUUAAAGAUGCCAAACAAUCAUUUUUUUACUCGAAUUUCAAAUAAAAUACAAAGUUUAUUGUCUAACUCACCGUAAUAUUCAUAAAUAUAUAUUUAUAUUAUAAUAUGUUUAGAUUUUA